Molecule: messenger RNA, 987 nt
Organism: Hansenula anomala
Lineage: Eukaryota; Fungi; Ascomycota; Saccharomycetes; Phaffomycetales; Wickerhamomycetaceae
Gene: PZF1
Product: Pzf1p
Exons: 1
Biological process (GO): regulation of transcription by RNA polymerase II
Molecular function (GO): RNA polymerase II cis-regulatory region sequence-specific DNA binding; DNA-binding transcription factor activity
Source: RefSeq, a predicted model, not a curated record
UCGAGCUCAUCAAGCUCGAGACCAAAAAUUUAUCAUUGUGAUUAUGAGGGAUGUGAUAAGGUAUACUCGAGGCCAAGCUUGCUAACUCAACAUCAGCGAACCCAUACAGAUUCAAGGCCAUUUCAAUGUGAUCUUUGCGAUCGUGCUUUCUUUAGAGAUUCGCAUCUCAAGAGACAUAUAAUAUCCCAUGCUGAAGAUAAACCCUUCAAAUGUCUAGUAUGUGGGAAAGGAGUCAAUACAAAACAACAUUUGAAACGUCAUGAAAUAACACACACAAAAUCUUUCAAAUGUGAUCAAGAAGGCUGCGAGGAGGCGUUCUACAAACAUCAACAAUUGAGGCACCAUGUACAGUCAGUACAUUUGAAAGUUUUAACAUGUAAAGAGUGUGGCAAGACAUUCCCAAGACCAUAUAGAUUAGCAAAUCAUUUGACAAAACAUCACGGUGAGUCACCUGCUUAUCAAUGUACUUUCCCUGGAUGCUUCAAUAAUUUUAAAACAUGGUCUGCCUUACAACUACAUGUUAAAACUGAUCAUCCUAAAUUAACUUGUAACAUAUGUGGAAAGGGUUGUGUUGGGGAAGAAGGUCUUCGUAUGCACAUGGUUGUCCAUGAUACAGAAAAAUCUAUCAAAAGAUGGAAAUGUACUGAAUGUACCAGUGAAUAUCUUAAAAAAGAGGAACUUUUGAGACAUUGUCAGGAUGAUCAUGGUUUCAUUCCUACCAGUUUGCAAGAUUUAGCCAAAUCUGAUGAUGCAGAUAGAGAAAAGAGACAACAAUCACCACUAGUAAACUCUGCAAAAUUGCAGAAUUUUAUAUCCAAAGGUGGCUCUGCUUCAGAUUUGUUGCUAAAUGCAGUCGCAGCUCCAGUGAGAACUAUACCCUGUUCUUUCAAAAGUUGUUCGAGAAUGUUUAGAAGAGAUUACGACCUACAGAGACAUUUGGAAUGGCAUAAAAAGCAAAAAGAAAAAUUUAUUAGUAUUUUAGAUGCA